ACCCGGUUCUGUUGUCUCGGGACGCUAUAAAACCGCCGCCCGUCCUCUCGAUCCCACAACGCAGACUCGUCUGAUCCACCGACACAGCAGCGCGACACGAAGACACGCGACAGCACCUGAAGAAUGGACCCGUGCGACUGCUCCAAGAGUGGAACCUGCAACUGCGGAGGAUCCUGCUCGUGCACAAACUGCUCGUGCACCACCUGCAAGAAAAGCUGCUGCCCCUGCUGCCCGACUGGCUGCACAAAAUGCGCCUCUGGCUGCGUCUGCAAAGGGAAGACGUGUGACACCAGCUGCUGUCAGUGAGGAGACUGCAGCAUCAGCCCUCUUCUGACAUGAGAUGGCGGCAGUUUGAACAACAUUAACUUGUUAAUUGGGAAUGUCUACAGAUAACUGUUUCGUACUUUUCUUCGAUGUUGAAAUAAAUAUCUUAUAACAUGGA
Molecule: messenger RNA, 442 nt
Organism: Gasterosteus aculeatus aculeatus (three-spined stickleback)
Lineage: Eukaryota; Metazoa; Chordata; Actinopteri; Perciformes; Gasterosteidae
Product: metallothionein B
Molecular function (GO): metal ion binding
Source: RefSeq, a predicted model, not a curated record